CACGUUUCCGAAUUCUUCAGGGGUGCUCGCGACGCUGCGUAGACUCGGAAGUUUGGCUAUCAGUUUACACGUAGCCUGCAGUAAAUAAUCCGUCAGAGAUCCACCCAUUUGCUUUCUCCCUCCCCUCUUCCCUGGAGAAAUCCUCCCCGCUGGCUCUCCCGGGAAGGCACAGCCAGGAGUUCCAGGGCCCAAGUCUCCUUGGCAAAUGGUCUUUUGCUGAAACUCGCUUUCUGCCCUUACGGAGCCAUGCUUCGAGUGAUCGUGGAAUCUGCCAGCAAUAUCCCUAAAACGAAAUUUGGGAAACCGGAUCCUAUCGUUUCUGUUAUUUUUAAGGAUGAGAAAAAGAAAACAAAGAAAGUUGAUAAUGAACUCAACCCUGUCUGGAAUGAGAUUUUGGAGUUUGAUUUGAGGGGUUUUCCACUGGACAUUUCAUCUUCCCUUGGGAUUGUUGUGAAAGAUUUUGAGACAAUUGGACAAAAUAAAUUAAUUGGCACGGCCUCUGUUGCCCUGAAGGACCUGAUUGGAGACCAAAGCAGGUCACUGCCCUACAAACAGAUCACCCUGCUAAACGAAAGAGGACAAGACACUGGGGCCACCAUUGACUUGGUGAUUGGCUAUGAACCACCUUCAGUUCCACAUCCAAAUGACCCCAGUGAGACCAGCGUGCCAGGGAUGGGAGGUAAGCUGACCCUUCAUGAAGCCCUAGCCUACCCAAGGAAAUCUCAAAGCCUUCCUUAG
This is a messenger RNA of Talpa occidentalis (Iberian mole), 738 nucleotides long. RefSeq names its product myoferlin-like. The transcript has 5 exons. Lineage: Eukaryota; Metazoa; Chordata; Mammalia; Eulipotyphla; Talpidae. The coding region runs from base 247 to 738 and encodes 163 amino acids. Gene Ontology annotation, biological process: regulation of neurotransmitter secretion. Gene Ontology annotation, molecular function: calcium ion binding. Gene Ontology annotation, cellular component: synaptic vesicle membrane. The record is from RefSeq and is a predicted model, not a curated record.